Messenger RNA from Fusarium keratoplasticum, 3645 nucleotides. RefSeq lists its product as uncharacterized. The record is from RefSeq and is a predicted model, not a curated record. Gene Ontology annotation, molecular function: lipid binding. The transcript is spliced from 3 exons. The coding region runs from base 1 to 3645 and encodes 1214 amino acids. Lineage: Eukaryota; Fungi; Ascomycota; Sordariomycetes; Hypocreales; Nectriaceae.
AUGUCUGGCAAGGAUGAUGCCGAGGAGCACCGCCGCUACACAGCUCCAUAUAGCGCCAGGAACCCUAUCCCCACAAUAUCCAAGUACCGAGAAGAGAGGGCAGCUCGACAAGAAGAGGCACUGAACAAGAGCAAUGGUGUUCCAGCGGGAAGUGGUACUAAUGACUAUCUAUCGCAACAAAAGUCGAGAGAAGACCCUGGGCCACGCCCAGAGUUGGAAGACGCCAAGCAAGAUGACACCGACAAGGAUCAGGAUGACGAGGAAUUUGAGGGUAUCAAGGAUACCUCUCAGAUUGAAGGACAAUCGUCUGAUCCAAAAAAGAGGAGAAAGGAGAUGAAGAAGAACAGAAAGGAGAGGGCAGAGCGAGAAGUCACCGACCCAGUUACUCACCUCCCUGUCACCAUACACGAUUUCACCGAUGAAGCACUCAAGGAGGUAGGAGUCAACGAUCCAUCUUUUGGUACGACUCGACGAACAGCAACCGGUCUUGAUGGGAAGAACAAGUCUCAAACCCAGCUUCAGGAGGAACAUCAGGACAUCCAGCAGAGCCAUGAUGCCAUGGGCGAGCUAUUUCCACCACCAGACUUUGAUGCUCUUCGACUCGAGAUGGCGCAGAUCAGCAAACGUGGUGUCACAUUUGGACUUGCAGCUAUCGCAACGGUCAUCGCCGGAACAUUUUCCUUUGAACGAACCUUGAGAGAGGACUUACUUCCGGUUGGAGGUUGGGCAUCGGCUGUGGGAGGGGGUAUGCUUUGGAUCGUGUUAGCCGCAGCAUGUGCGGCAUCUGUUUGGUUCCUCAUUGUGUCCGUCCGAGAAUGGAUGGCGAAUAAGAUCAACAACAUUUUCCAGGACGAAGUCUGGGACGCUCAUCGGCGAGGCGUUAUCAAGGCAUCCAAGAACCACGACACUGAGACUACCGUUUGGUUGAAUUCCCUUCUUGGCUCUGUAUGGCCUCUCAUCAACCCCGACCUCUUUGCCAGUCUUGCAGACACCCUGGAAGACGUUAUGCAGGCUUCACUACCCAAACUCAUCCGGAUGGUCAGCGUGGAUGAUAUUGGCCAGGGCAGCGAGGCGUUGCGAAUCCUUGGCAUCCGGUGGCUUCCUACUGGUGCUGCCGCAAGGGCAGUUGGUGAGGAUGGGAAACUCAUGACUGCAGAGCAGAGUGACAACGACACCGAGAAGAAGGACGGUGAAACCGAUAGCAGCAACACUGUCCAGGAUGGUAUGGAAGCUGAGGAGGGCGACUUUAUCAACCUCGAAGUGGCAUUUGCCUACCGAACUCGAUCCAGUUCCAAGUCUCUCAGAGAGCGCACCAAGGACAUGCAUCUUUACCUUGCCUUUUACCUACCUGGAAACAUCAAGAUUCCGGUCUGGGUGGACCUUCAGGGCAUCAUUGGCACGAUGCGGAUGCGCCUCCAGCUGACUCCUGAUCCGCCAUUCUUCGCCCUCUGCACAAUCACCUUUCUCGGACAGCCCAGGGUCAACUUGAGCUGCGUGCCCCUGAGCAAACACGCCAUCAACAUCAUGGAUGUUCCUUUCAUCAGCAACUUUGUUCAAACCGCCGUCGACGCUGCCAUGGCUGAAUAUGUCGCCCCCAAGAGUCUUACCCUUGACCUCAAGGACAUGUUGGCUGGUGACGACUUCAAGAAGGACACCAACGCCGUUGGUGUAAUUGUUGUGAACAUCAAGCGCGGAUACGAUUUCAAAAUGGGCGACUCUGGUAUUCCGCUUGUCAAGGACGGCAGUUCAGACCCCUAUGUCUCUGUUGGCUGGGCCAAGUUUGGCAAGCCCGUCUGGUCCACGCGUGUGCUUGAGAACGAGAUGGAACCAUACUGGGACGAGACCUGCUUCGUUUUGGUGACGCCACAGGAGCUGAAUAUCGAUGAGAGAUUGCGUAUUCAACUCUGGGAUUCCGAUAGACUCACUGCGGAUGAUGAUCUUGGACGGAUCGAGGUCAGAAUAAAGGAGCUGAUGAGGAGCGACAGCACCAACGGGCGGAUGUCGACUCGACAGGACGGCUUCAGGGCUCUCAAGUCGGGUGACAACAUGCCUGGCAAGCUCGAAUGGAGUGUCGGUUACUACUCCAAGACCAGAAUCCAACAAGAUCAAUUUGAGAGACAAACUCACGAUCCCGAAAUCCGCACCAUGGAACAGCUCAAAGAGAAGGUGGACAAGUCUUGCGAACGUAAACUCCGAGAGACCAUGCUCAAGGAGGGCAAGAAGGAACAAGACAUCAACGAACUCGAACAGCAAAAGGCCCAAGAGUUGAAAACUGAGCAGGACGCCAUGAUCAUCUCGGCACCACCCCCUGAUGGCUACCCCAGUGGUCUUUUCAGUAUUCAGAUCCACAACAUCACAGGCCUCGAGCUGGAUCGUCUAAACAAGCGGCAAGCCUCGAACGAUGCUGAGGCGACGGAUGAGGAGGAUUCUGGUGAUGGUCUGCCGAGCGCUUACUGCACCAUCAUACUCAACCAUCGCAAGACAUUCAAGACGAGGACGAAGCCCCAGAACGCAAAGCCAUUCUAUAAUGCAGGAUGCGAACGUUUCGUGCGUGAUUGGCGCGAGGCCGAGGUGUUUGUCACUGUACGCGAUGCCCGGCUGAAGGAGGACGAUCCAUUGCUAGGAAUUGUCCACCUACCGCUUUCUGAGCUCUUCCGUGAGCGCUCACAGGUCAUGGGCUUCUGGCCCUUGUCAGGCGGUAUUGGCCAUGGGCGUAUCCGUCUCUCAAUGGUCUGGCGCAGCGUCCAACUGCAGGCGCCGAGAAAUCUUCUGGGCUGGCAGUACGGCACCAUCGAGGUUCAACCGACGGUAACGGUUGACAACUGCCCCAAGGAUCUUCGCUCGUCAAAGCUCAAGUUUCGAACCAGCAUCAGCGCAGCCAAGAUGUACACUGAGGACAGAGAGAACCAAGGGAUGGUGACAUGGAAGUCGAAGCGAGAUAGGCCGCUCGCUCUGGCUGUCCAAUCAAGGUAUAGCAGCUGUCUAUCAAUUGCCUUUCGUGAUAAGGGCUUCUUUGGGGACGACACCGCUGCAUUUUCCGUCCUCUGGCUCAAGGAUAUUGCAGACGAGGAAGAGACAGAGCUGGAGCUGCCAAUAUGGAAGGGUGACUUCCGUCGUGCUACGGCUUGUUGUCUCAAAGAGUGCGGCCAGAAGCUUGGCACCAUCAAGUUGAAGGUGACAUUCUGGUCUGGUUUGGGAAGCGCCCACUCCCGCUGGACACGCCGUGACGAGCACCUCCGCAAUGUAGUCGAGGUUAUCGAAACCGCACGCGACAACCUCGAAGCCGGGCGUAUGGAGAGAGAGGCCGGCAUAGUCGACUCUGAAGGUGAGUCGUCUGGGGCCGCGCGCCGCCCACCAUCGAUCGGGAGCAAUUCGGACUCGAGCUCCUCGUCUUCCUCCGACUCGGACGGAGAAAGCUCCGACAUCCCCGACGGCAGUGCUGGAAACAAACAGGGUCCCGUUGAUCAGCUCCGCGACUAUCGACGUCGGGACAAGCGUCUGCAUCGGCAGCACCGGGGACUCAUGCAGUGGAAGAUCCCGCGUACCGCAAAGUGGAUCAAGCACAAGUUCGACCGCGUUGGGGAUAAGGCGUCUAGCGUCUUGGAGCAUUCGUCCAAGCAGCCUGGGAUCGAGACCGAGGUCUAG